This is a messenger RNA of Drepanopeziza brunnea f. sp. 'multigermtubi' MB_m1, 1176 nucleotides long. RefSeq lists its product as uncharacterized. Lineage: Eukaryota; Fungi; Ascomycota; Leotiomycetes; Helotiales; Drepanopezizaceae. The record is from RefSeq and is a predicted model, not a curated record. Gene Ontology annotation, cellular component: vacuolar proton-transporting V-type ATPase, V1 domain. Gene Ontology annotation, molecular function: proton-transporting ATPase activity, rotational mechanism. Gene Ontology annotation, biological process: proton transmembrane transport.
AUGUCGAGCCCUACAUACAUGCUGAUAUCUCUACCUACAAAUCACGACAAGCAAGAGACCUUCGGCUCCAUCAAAAGUACCAUCGGCACGGAGGCACAGCUGGUACCAUUCAAAGUCCCCGACUUCAAGAUUGGAACUCUCGAUGCCCUCGUACAGCAGGCCGAUGACUUGGCCAAGCUGGAGAGCGUCUGCGAGGCAGUCGUAGCCAAAGUUGGCGACUCGUUGAAGAACUUGCUAGAGGGCGACGAGGACAAGAUUGCGCAACAGAAGACGGUCAACGACAAGCCCGCGGACCAGUACUUGCGAAGCUUCAAUUGGAACAAGGUCAAGUACCGUACGGACAAGCCGUUGGCAGAGCUGAUCGAUUCGCUGCAGAAGGAGCUGGUCAGCAUCGACAACGAUGUUAAGAGCAAAUAUACCCAGUAUACCUCUGUUAAGACCAACCUUACAACCCUCCAGCGGAAACAGACCGGAAACCUCUCUACCAAGUCCCUCACCCCCGUCGUCGACCCGAAGCUCCUGAUCCAAGACUCCGAAUACCUUGAAACCCACCUCGUCGCAGUACCCAACAACUCCAAGAAGGAAUUCCUGAAGAGCUACGAGACGCUAUCCCCCAUGGUCGUGCCCCGCUCCUCGGUCGAGAUCACGAAAGACGACGAAUUCACGUUGUUCGGCGUCACGACCUUCAAGAAGCACAGCGCGGAGUUCCAGCACAAGUGCAGGGAGAUGAAGUGGACGCCGCGGGACUACAAGUACGUGGAGGGAGGCAAAGAGGAAGAGCGCAAGGAGAUUGAGCGGAUAGGCAGGGAUGAGCGCAAGGUCUGGGGCGAGGCGUUACGGCUGGGACGCACGGGGUGGAGCGAGAGCGUGAUGAUUUGGAUCCAUGUUCUUACCCUCCGGGUUUUCGUUGAGACGGUGCUGCGUUAUGGACUGCCUCUGGACUUUGUUUGUGGCCUGAUCAAGGCAAACUCCAAAUCGGCCAAGAAGGCAAAGCUGGCUCUAGACACAGCUUACUCAUACCUGGGAGGUAACGCAUUCGGCCGGGAUAAGAAGGGAAAGGUCACAAAGGACGACUCGACGCUGUCAUCCGACAUGGCCGCUGCUGGCGUCGCAGGCCACGGAGGUGAGGGAAGCGAGUACACCGCCUAUGUUUAUUACGACUUUCAGAUUGUAUAG